UGAAGCCGAGUUCAGCUCAGCUGUCUUCCCAAUAACUGCGUUUCUGUUUUUUUGUUUUAAACCGUACACAAUGGGCUGCGUUCAAAGCUUCAGGGAAUUUUGCGACCGUCCAAAGAACACCAACGUCCGCCUCAGCCUCCCAGCAGUAUGCUUUGUGUGGCAAACCGCUAUGAUCAUCCUGUUCGGCGUUUUUAUUCGUUAUGAUGAGGAAUCUGAUACACACUGGAUAGAGCACAGGAAAACACACAACGUCUCCAGCGACAUCGAGAACGACUUCUAUUUCAGAUAUCCAAGCUUCCAGGAUGUUCACGUGAUGAUUUUUGUGGGCUUCGGUUUCCUGAUGACCUUCCUGAAGCGCUACAGCUUCGGUGCCGUGGGUUUCAACUUCCUCAUUGCAGCCUUUGGCCUUCAGUGGGCACUGCUGAUGCAGGGCUGGUUUCACUCCCUCGACUACACCGAUGGAAAGAUCAAGAUCGGCGUGGAAAGCCUGAUCAAUGCAGACUUCUGUGUGGCGGGCUGUUUAAUUGCCUAUGGGGCGGUGUUGGGCAAGGUCAGCCCAGUCCAGCUGUUGGUGCUCACUCUGUUUGGGAUCACCUUGUUCGCCGUGGAGGAGUAUAUCAUCCUUUCGCUCAUCCAUGCCAGAGAUGCUGGAGGCUCCAUGGUGAUUCAUACGUUUGGAGGUUAUUAUGGACUUUCCAUCUCAUGGAUGCUCUAUCGACCCAAUCUGGACCAGAGCAGUCGAUUGCAAGGCUCUGUUUACCAUUCGGACGUCUUCGCUAUGAUUGGAACGCUCUUCUUGUGGAUGUUCUGGCCCAGCUUCAACUCGGCCAUCACAGACCAUGGGGACGGGCAGCACAGGGCAGCCAUCAACACCUAUCUGGCUCUGGCCUCUACCGUGCUCACUACCGUGGCCAUCUCUAGCCUCUUCCAGAAAAACGGCAAGCUGGACAUGGUACACAUCCAGAAUUCCACACUGGCCGGAGGCGUCGCCGUGGGGACUGCAGCAGAGUUCAUGCUGAUGCCCUAUGGGUCUCUAAUAGUCGGAUUUUGCUGUGGUAUUGUUUCCACACUGGGAUACAUUUAUGUCUCGCCAUUCAUGGAAAAGUAUCUGAAGAUCCAGGACACGUGUGGAAUCCAUAAUCUCCAUGCGAUGCCUGGAGUCAUAGGUGGCAUCGUAGGUGCGAUCACUGCUGCAGCUGCCUCUGAAUCCGUCUACGGGCGAGAGGGGCUGAUAAACACCUACGACUUUGAGGGGGAUUUCAAAGACAUGGUGCCGACGCGCCAGGGCGGACACCAGGCUGCUGGGAUUUGUGUGGCUAUUUGCUUUGGUGUGGGUGGAGGCAUACUUGUUGGUUGUAUCCUCAGAAUGCCUAUUUGGGGUGAUGUUGCUGAUGACAACUGCUUUGACGAUGAGCCAUACUGGGAGCUACCUGAAGAGGAAGAGAACAUCCCACCUAUCCUGACAUAUAACAACCACAUGCGGAACAAAGAUACCAUAGCGGAAUCAAAUUUCACCGUGGAGCAGAACUGACAGCAGGUCUCCGUCCUGAUGGCCCUCAUUCCUCAAUGCCAAUACUGUAGAUUCAACUGUCCAACAGUAGCACUCAUUCAUUUCACUUCGUCUCGACCCAUCUAGAUGUAAUAACACCCAUCCUAACAAGUAAUGUAGUCUCGUAGUGAAUAUUUUUGUGUGUGUUUUUUUUUUCAUACAAGUGGAAAUCUACCAGCAGGGAGGGGUAAUUUCAUGUUUCCUCCCAAUACAUCACUUUCAAUUUUUCCAACCUCCUCGUUUUCAGACUUUGCUAGCGUCAAAUGACACCGUAUCGACUCAAGUAAAGUGAAGCGACUUGAGAGGCUUGUUAUUCAGCUAAUAUAUACGUCCCAAAAAAACUGCCUAUCAAAUUUUAUGGUGGCGCAAGAGCUGAACCUUUAACUCAGCUGAUGAAACCACGAGAAAUGUUUGAUUGCUAAAUAAACAGCUGUGGCACAGCGUUAAAGGAAUGUAAAAAAGGCCCUUUUUGCUUGCAGUCGGAAAAAGACGUGUAGAUUUUUGGCCUUUUUGUGGUUUAUGUUUCAGAUCUGUCCACGCUUGUGUUCACUCAAGCUGAGUUGCACUUUAAGACUGUGUUGCACAAGAGUUUCACAUCUUCGAUCUUGCCCCUCUUUUCUGUGAACGGCUGUCAAAGCACAUGUGGGUAGGAAGCUGCAGCGUAUGGACACCCACCAUUGUGACAUAGGCAAAUACGGAUUGGUGUGUUUUCCUUUGCUGCCUGUCUAUUUGCCCUGUUUUGUUAAUGUCACCUUUUAUCUUGUAUUGCAGAUCUUUUCAUGAAUUGCUGUAACGAUGUAAUAUUUUGUGUGUUCUCGGAGGAGAAGCAGGGAUAACCUUUAUACAACGAUGUGCUAACAGUCAUAUGCCAUGUAGUUGAAUAUGAUUGAAUAAACUGU
This is a messenger RNA of Lampris incognitus (smalleye Pacific opah), 2448 nucleotides long. It is a transcript of the gene rhcgb, whose product is annotated as Rh family, C glycoprotein b. The record is from RefSeq and is a predicted model, not a curated record. Lineage: Eukaryota; Metazoa; Chordata; Actinopteri; Lampriformes; Lampridae. Gene Ontology annotation, molecular function: ammonium channel activity. Gene Ontology annotation, cellular component: plasma membrane. Gene Ontology annotation, biological process: ammonium homeostasis; ammonium transmembrane transport.